Molecule: messenger RNA, 408 nt
Organism: Emiliania huxleyi CCMP1516
Lineage: Eukaryota; Haptophyta; Isochrysidales; Noelaerhabdaceae
Exons: 2
Coding region: 1-408 (135 amino acids)
Source: RefSeq, a predicted model, not a curated record
AUGCACCUCACGAAGGCCGCUUCCGUGAGCGACACGCAGAUCUCAGUCAACCACCUCCGAUGCGGCCUUGACGUGGGUGGCACGUUUCUCCUCGGGAGCCAGACUCUGACCAUCAUCGGCAUUGAGUUUGGCGACCGCCGCCGUUUGCUCUCUGCCACCGCCCGCUCGCUCUCUUCCGACGCAUCCACCGUCGACGAGGCGCUGCCACAGCAAGGCGAAUCCGAAGUCUCGGUCUCCUUCACGCCAGCACUGGCGCAGCGCUACCCAGUCGGCUUCGAGGAGUCGGUGAGCAGCACUGCAUUUGCCCUCGGGCUCGGGCUAGGCCUUGGCCUUGGCAUUCCCUGCCUGCUAGGGCUCGUGCUGGCUGCGGUUUUCCGCACGCAGAUCUCUGAGCGGCCACCUCUGUAA